GCGGCGGCGGCAUGGGCGGCGGGGCGCGGCGCCCCCAGCCUGCGACCCCGCGGACCCUCCUCUCGGCGCGCCGCCUCCGCAGCCGGGGCUCCGGCGUGACUCCGGCACCGAGCCCCACUCCCGCGGGCGGCGCGUAGGGCGGCUAUCGAUACGUGCCCUCCCGGGACCCGUCGGCUUCAGCCCGGGUCGCACGGCCGCCGAGCCGCCUCCGGCGGGGCCCUCCCGAGGCCCCGGAGCGGGGACCAUGAAAGGGGUCUGAACAAGGCACAGAUAGAGAAGGCACCUGGGCUGGCCUGCGUGUCUUUACCAGUUUGCCAGAGACCAUGAACUCUCCUCCCCCAGACGUGUUGGGACAUCCCAGUUCCUCAGCCACUUGAUUCUGACCUCCAUCCUUCUUUGCUCUGCUUGCUGUCAGGUCACCUGGAACUCAGUGAGGUCGGCCGCUGGCGACGGAGAUGCGCUGUGUGUUACAGAAGAGGAGCUGGCAGCCGACGACGACGAGGACAUGCCGUCCUUCCCGUGCACACAGGAGGGCCGGCCGGGGCCCCGCUGCAGCCGCUGCCAGAAGAACCUGUCUUUGCACACGUCGGUGCGGAUCCUUUACCUCUUUCUGGCCUUCCUCCUUGUGUCUGUGGCCGUGCUGGCCUCUCUGGUUUUCAGGAAAGUGGACUCUCUCUCAGAAGACAUCUCCCUGGCCCAGGCCCUUUAUGACAAGAAGCUUGUGUCUAUGCAGGAAAAUCUCCAAGGGCUGGAGCUGAAAGCCCCGAACAACUGCUCUUUCUGCCAUGAGGCUGGGCAGCUGGGGCAAGAGAUCAGAAAGCUGCAGGCGGAGCUGGAGGGAAUUCAGAAGAUGCUUCUGGCUCAGGAGGUCCAGCUGGACCAGACCUCCCAGACCCACGAACUGCUCUCCACCACCAGCGGUCAGAUCUCCCAGGAGAUGGGCAAUUGCUCCUUCUCCGUCCACCAGAUCAACCAGUCUCUGGGGCUCUUCCUGGCCCAGGUGAGAGGCUGGCAGGCCACCACAGCCGGCCUGGACCUCUCUCUGAAGGACCUCACCCAGGAGUGCUACAACGUCAAGGCUGCGAUGCACCAGAUCAACUUCACCGUGGGGCAGACUUCUGAGUGGAUCCACGGGAUCCGGCGGAAGACAGACGAGGAGACCCUGACCCUCCAGAAGAUGAUCGCCGACUGGCAGAACUACACGCGGCUCUUCAGCAGCCUGCGCGCCACCUCGGCCAAGACGGGAGAAGCGGUCAAGAGCCUCCAGGCCACCCUGGGGGCCUCCUCCCAGCGCAUCAGCCAGAAUUCUGAGAGUAUGCACGACCUGGUGCUGCAGGUCAUGGGCUUGCAGCUGCAGCUGGAUAACAUCUCGUCCUUCCUGGAUGACCAUGAGGAGAACAUGCACGACCUGCAGUACCACACCCACUACGCCCAGAACCGCACGGUGGAGAGGUUCGAGACGCUGGAAGGACGCAUGGCUUCCCAUGAGAUCGAGAUCGGCACCAUCUUCACCAACAUCAACGCCACCGACAGCCACGUGUACAGCAUGCUCAAGUACCUGGAUGACGUGCGGCUCUCCUGCACGCUGGGCUUUCACACCCAGGCCGAGGAGCUCUACUACCUGAACAAGACCGUCUCCCUUAUGCUGGCCACCACCGACCUGCUCCGGGAGCGCUUUGGCCUGCUCAGCGCCCGCCUGGACUUCAACGUCCGCAACCUGUCCAUGGUCAUGGAGGAGAUGAAGGCCGUGGACACGCAGCACGGGGAGAUCCUGCGCAACGUCACCAUCCUACGAGGUGCCCCAGGCCCUCCAGGACCGAGAGGACUCAAGGGAGAUGUGGGCGUGAAAGGGCCUGUUGGCAGCAGAGGACCAAAAGGAGACCUCGGCAGCUUGGGCCCCCCAGGACCUCAGGGUCCUCAAGGGCAGCCAGGGGACACUGGGCCUGUAGGAGAAAGGGGGCCGGUUGGCCUGCGAGGUUUCCCAGGCAUCAAAGGCUUGAAGGGCAGCUUUGGAACUGGAGGCCCAAGAGGACAGCCAGGCCCCAAAGGGGACGUGGGGCCUCCAGGGCCAGAGGGGCCCCCAGGGUCUCCAGGGCCAGAGGGGCCUCAGGGAAAACCAGGGAUCGCUGGGAAGAUAGGGUCACCAGGCCAGCGGGGGCCCAUGGGGCCAAAGGGCGAACCAGGAAUCCAGGGUCCCCCUGGCCUCCCUGGGCCCCCAGGCCCACCAGGGAGCCAGAGCCGCUAUUGAGGAGCGGCCCGGUCCCGGACACUGCCACGCAGAAGGUGGGGAAGGGUGCUCGGGUGAGGAGAGACCCCUGAAAAGCCGCACCUGCACACAUUGUGGUCCUUCGGUCCCGAAGAGCGUUCUCCCAGGCCUGCCCCUGCACCUCCGGGCUUCCCAGUAGUGACUAUACCAUAGAAGGCAGCCCCGUAUACACACACGCACAUGCACACGCACAUUUCCCUGCUGGCCGGGGGGCUGACUGGGUUUCCGUGGCUGGGCGGGAGGAGAGGGCAGGAGAAGCCCCCUCGCCUGUGGCUGAGCCUGCCGGGGAAGCGGCUACCUCGGGGCAGCGGUCUUAACUCUGGCUCUGAGUUGGUGACCAGCGCUAGUCUUUCUAGCAUCUUCACACCCAUCCUAGCUGGCUGGCAGUUCCCUGAGGCUCCCAGGGGUUGAAAAGACCCAGGAAAAGCUUUGCAGGGGAUUAUGGUUCAAACUCGAGGGACGAGGUGGAUUUGGCAACCAUAAGACCUUCCCUGUAACCAUGGGAGCAGCGUCCCGGGAACUCACACGGGACACACCUGGGCCCUGAGCACUGUGUCCCCAGGAGUUCAGCAUUUUUUUCCACAUCUCCAGAAAAUUCCUCGCUUCAUCCUUGCAUCCACCUCUCAGGAGCAUCUCAGAAAGAAUCCAAGCAGGAGCUUCAUCUGCACCGGAACACUCUCCGGGCCCUGGAACGUUCUGCCAAAGUAGAAGGCCCCGUUCCGAUCCGGGGGGUGACCGCUUUGUGGCAACUGGGGGAGGGCUGACCGCCGGGCUGCUCUCCCUUCCCCGCGCCUGCUCUCCUCCUGACCUCACCCCACCAUGACCCAGAAUGGCCCCAGGCCUCUCUGCAGGGGCAGAUGGACCAGAUGAGGGGGAGGGGCCCCAGCUGCCUUUGAUGUCACCCCUCACCCACCUUCAUCCUCCUGCGCAGCCAGCAGCAAGGAGGACUGGGACAUCCCCAGUGAAGCUGCCCCUCCUUUGUGUUCUAACAGAUAACGACCACCCCUGGGAUGGGGGCUUACAGCUGUCCCCUCCCCAGCCCGACCCAGAGACCGGCCCCUCUCCAUUCCAGAAGCCUUCCCCCUUCUUGUAACAGGUGUGCAACUGGCUUGCACUCCCACUGCCCUCACUGCCGUGUAGUUCUCCUGUCUACAUAUGAUAUCAUGCCACGUAGUAUCACCGACUCAGUAAAGAGCUGUUUCCAGGA
Molecule: messenger RNA, 3473 nt
Organism: Globicephala melas (long-finned pilot whale)
Lineage: Eukaryota; Metazoa; Chordata; Mammalia; Artiodactyla; Delphinidae
Gene: SCARA3
Product: scavenger receptor class A member 3
Source: RefSeq, a predicted model, not a curated record